AGGAUUGCAUUAGGGGAACUGCCUGUCCUAGAGUGAGAGAGUCUUGCUUAUCGAUGAAAUGCAGUUAACACACCAGCUGGACCUAUUUCCCGAAUACAGGGUGACACUUCUGUUAUUUAAAUAUGUAAAAAAUGCUGGAGACUUGAGAAAAAAGGCCAUGGAAGGUGCCAUUGAUGGCUCAUUAAUAAAUCCUACAGUGAUUGUCGAUCCAUUUCAGAUACUUGUGGCAGCAAACAAAGCAGUUCACCUCUACAAACUGGGAAAAAUGAAGACAAGAACUCUAUCUACUGAAAUUAUUUUCAAUCUUUCCCCAAAUAACAAUAUUUCAGAGGCCUUGAAAAAAUUUGGUAUCUCGGCAAAUGACACUUCAGUUCUGAUUGCUUAUAUUGAAGAGGAAGAAAAACAAAUAAAUCAAGAAUACCUAAUAUCUCAGGUAGAAGGUCAUCAAGUUUCUCUCAAAAAUCUCCCUGAAGUAACAAAUAUUACGGAAGUCAAAAGAUUUGUAAGCCUGUAUCUUUAG
Molecule: messenger RNA, 520 nt
Organism: Mesoplodon densirostris (Blainville's beaked whale)
Lineage: Eukaryota; Metazoa; Chordata; Mammalia; Artiodactyla; Ziphiidae
Product: EKC/KEOPS complex subunit TPRKB-like
Exons: 4
Coding region: 59-520 (153 amino acids)
Biological process (GO): tRNA threonylcarbamoyladenosine modification; telomere maintenance via recombination
Cellular component (GO): EKC/KEOPS complex; cytosol; nucleus
Source: RefSeq, a predicted model, not a curated record